AUGGCUUUCUGGCUUGUUGCUGCUAAGGAGGAAUUUUUUGAGAUGCGCUCAGAAGAGAGUCACGCCAUAAUGAAGCUCAACAUCGCCAACCCACAGACUGGUCUCCAGAAGACUAUUAACAUCGACGAUGAGCGUCGUUUCAGAGUCUUCCUCGAGAAGAGAAUGUCCCAGGAAGUCCCAGCAGACAGCAUUGGUGACGAGUGGAAGGGCUACAUCUUCAGAAUCACCGGUGGUAACGACAAGCAAGGUUUCCCAAUGAAGCAAGGUGUUUUGCUCCCACACAGAGUUAAGCUUUUGCUCAAGGCUGGUCACUCUUGCUACAGACCACGUAGAACUGGUGAGCGCCGUAGGAAGUCCGUCCGCGGUUGUAUCGUCAACACCGAUAUCGCCGUUCUCUCCGUUGCUAUCGUCAAGCAAGGUGAACAAGACAUCCCAGGUUUGACCGACGCUACCCUUCCAAAGCGUCUCGGUCCAAAGAGAGCUACCAAGAUCCGCAAGUUCUUCAACCUCUCAAAGGAGGAUGACGUACGCAAAUUUGUCAUUCGCCGUGAGGUUCAACCAAAGAAGGAGGGUGCUAAGCCAUACACUAAGGCUCCAAAGAUCCAACGUUUGGUCACCCCACAACGUCUCCAACGUCGUCGUCACCUCCGCUCUGUCGCUCGUCGUAACACCGAGGCUCAAAAGGAAGUCGUCGCCGACUACCAAAAGAUCCUCGCUAAGCGUCAAGCUGAAAAGAAGGAGAAACUCGCUGAAGUUAGACAACAAAAGGCUGUCAAGAAGGCUUCUGCUUAA
Molecule: messenger RNA, 792 nt
Organism: Wallemia mellicola CBS 633.66
Lineage: Eukaryota; Fungi; Basidiomycota; Wallemiomycetes; Wallemiales; Wallemiaceae
Product: 40S ribosomal protein S6
Exons: 6
Coding region: 1-792 (263 amino acids)
Biological process (GO): translation
Cellular component (GO): ribosome
Molecular function (GO): structural constituent of ribosome
Source: RefSeq, a predicted model, not a curated record